Cladophialophora immunda is the source of this 3618-nucleotide messenger RNA. RefSeq lists its product as uncharacterized. Gene Ontology annotation, molecular function: oxidoreductase activity. The coding region runs from base 2056 to 3162 and encodes 368 amino acids. NCBI's taxonomy places the organism in Eukaryota, Fungi, Ascomycota, Eurotiomycetes, Chaetothyriales, Herpotrichiellaceae. The transcript has a single exon. The record is from RefSeq and is a predicted model, not a curated record.
UCAGCGACAGCUCGAGACCAGAUCUUACCAGAAUCCAGCUCUACCCAUCCGCUCGCCGUGAUAUGCCUAUCGUACCCAGAGUCGGGACCUCUUCUCACUUAACCGAAUAUGAUUUCUCCAUCCCAAGCGAGACCAAGAAGGAGAUCUCAGCGCAAUUCCAGGGCCAUAAUGAUUGCGCAGACGACGAGACAUCCGUGUGGCUUCAUGUACAGCACCUUGAGCUUCUUCCUUUCAAUACAUUUCAGCAUGGACGAUCAAUUUCUCUAGCUUUUCAGAGAAUUUUGCCAUGGAGGACACCGUUUAGGACCCUCGGUGGCUGUGCGAACCCCUAACAACGACGAAGUCUCAUUUCAGUGUCCACUUGCCCCCUAGUCUCCUGGUGCUUUUGAGGAAUUUGAGAUAGCGGAUGUGGCGCAAGGAUUCCAUGCCUGCCUGACUGGUGUUCACUGCCUGCCAGACUGGUACAUGUCUGUUGGUCUUCACAGCUUCGCGUCCCACCCAUAUUGAUGCAUCCCGUCCCGGUUCACGCGAAUUUUAGGCAGAUUGAAACUAUUUAGGCUGGCAUAAUCUUUGGAUGACGCCGAGUGCUCCAAGUUACUGCACACUGACCUGCCUGCUGGCCAGUAAGCUAAUAACACGCCAACUGUACGAACAGUAUCAGAAGGUCGUGACACAGACAACUGGGUGGCAUAUUUCUUUGACAUGCAUCCCUUUGAGAAUUCAACAACGAAAUGGUUGCGGUUGCGUGGUGAAGGAAGGUGUUGCCCGGCAGAAGAUCAAAAACACACCGUGGGGGAUGCCUGCGUACAUAAGGGACAAAUUGAUGUCUCGUCCAAACCAAUAUCACCAGCGCAUUCCAGCACCAGCUAACCAACCAUGUCACAGAGAUCCACAUCUACUGGAAAGAAAUUUCCCGCGCUUUCGGUGGGCAGUGAAUACGGUGGUGUCGGAGCACACCUUUCGAACUCGCAUCAACUGUACAACUUAGUGGGCGGGAUCUAUUCACUGGCGCACAUGUGCACAUGCGAACCGCUAUGGUAACAAGUUCCAGCCACAUGGGUCGAACCCGCCUGAUCUCUUCUUGCUUGCCGACGACAGACACAUCAACCAUCAGCAGCAGACACAAGUCAGCACACUACGGAAGGAAGGCCAGGCCAGAAGCAACCAUACGUUCGCCAAGUGUCAGUGCCACGGUGCUACUGCAGCAAAGAACGGCCUGCUGUGGGUGUCAGACUCCCAAUUGGUGUUGGAAGAAGUCCGUGUCUCCACCGACGAUACAUGCCAAGCUCAAAGAGUCUGAAGCACAAGUAUAUUGGAGGGGUGGAAAGACAUCUUUUACACAGAUCAAUGAGGAAGGAGACGAUAGUCUUUCGCUUGCGCGCUAUCCGGAGUGCUAGAGAGCGGAGUCGAGAUGGAGAGGGCGGAUUCAAUGGAAGGCUGAGCAUCCGGACCAGCCAGAUAUGCAGCUCCGGACGCAUCCCCCGCAUUGACAACACGACCUUAACCAGCAUUGAUGACUUUGUCCUGGCCAAGGAACCCCAGUCUUUCUGCGAACUCUGAGAACGCAGAUGAAGCCCGGUUAAGCUCACUGCCCUAUGCGACUGCCUAACCCACAAUGGCUUGGAUCUGCCCUCAGCUCUGGUGAUCUCAAAGUUUGAGUGGCCGUCAAGGCCUCCAGCCUCCUCAAUAAACCCUGUAUGUUACGCAUCGAGACCCUCAACGAUGCAAACCGCACCUCCAUCACGGACCCUCCACUUCUUCUCACCCAUCAAGAAAAGAGCUUGUCCUAUACGCGGACCAUUCAUGCAUCUCGCCUAGCUUUGCUGCUUACGGACGGCUAGAUGCUGCAAAUUCAUCAGCUAUGUCGGCGAGGAUGCUCAACCCGUGCUGCAGGCUCGCCAUGAUGACUGGUAUUUAGGUCCGAGUGUCCUCCCUCUGGCAAAGGACUUGCUCUUUCCCCUCCCAACAAUGAGGACAACCCUAUUUCGCUGCUGUAUUUACUGACCUUCACUAUUCAUUCACGGGCACACUGCACUCUCGCUUACAUUGCCCAUCAUGCCGUGCUCACUCUUGUCCUUCUUUACUGUCGCUGCGUUCCUGUUAACUUCGAUCGGCUCCGCUGCACCGUCGAGACAUGUCGGAAGAGACGACUGGUCUUGUACACCUGAAAACAUCAAAACUCGGGUGGACUUUAACAACAUGGCUGCCGAUGAUCGAAAAGCAUACACGGACGCCGUCAAGUGUCUAAUGGCCCAACCGUCUCAACUCGACCCAGUCCAAUAUCCCGCAGCCGUCAACAGGUACAUGGACUAUGCCGUUAUUCAUGUGAACCGCACACAAUAUGUCCACCUUGACGCCUUCUUCUUGACCUGGCAUCGGUACUUCCUCUGGAUCUAUGAGACAGACUUGCAACAGACCUGUGGCUAUACCGGAGCAUUCCCAUACUGGAACUUCGCCGCCACAGCUUCCGACCCGCACGCGUUCCCCAUCUUCGACGGCUCCGAGUACUCCAUGUCUGGCGACGGAAUCUACAACGACACAGGUCCCAUCAUCCUGGGCGCGCAGUUGACCAUUCCUCAUGGUACAGGUGGUGGGUGCGUCACGACCGGUCCCUUUGCAAACAUGAUUGCGCCGCUGAAAUUCAUCGACCCGACGCAACUUACCACCGGCACGCUCCCAGCAGAUGCGUUUGCCUACAACGAAAUCUGCCUGAUGCGCGACCUCAACGCCUACGUCUCUCAGACGUACACCAACACCACUGAACUUGUUGCCGCCGCACACGCGACCAACGCCUCAAACUUUGAGUUCCUCCUCAACGGUGUCAUCGGGUCUGCUUCCCUGGGCAUCCACUCGGGCGCACACUUCUCCGUCGGAGGUCAGAUGGACAGUAUCCACGUCUCCGCCCAGGAUCCUGUUUGGUAUCCCCUGCACACCAUGAUCGACAAGGUCUACUGGAGUUGGCAGACCAACUACCCCGAGCUGGCGGAUCAGUUAGACGGGUCUACGGGGACUGCGCUCAACACGCCGGAGUCGCCAGUGGUAACCCUCGAUUCGAUCGAACCCGACUGGGGUUACUUCCAAUUGGAACCCAUUGCGGUGAGGGACCUGAUCAGCACCACUGGGGGUCCAUUCUGCUAUCAAUAUGACAAUGUCAUCUCAUAAUAAUGACCUCCAGCUGAGAUAUCGUUGGCAGCUCAAGGGGGGGAUAGGGAUUUUGACAAUUGUUGAACGAAUGAUUACUUGUCUACAUAACUCAGCUUUACCAUCCAGUGGUGAGGGUUGGUGGGCCUACUAAUUAAGUCUGUUCCUUUCUUUCCUUGCCUGGUUCUUCUCUGCCUGCGAGGUUCCACUGCUUACCGGCGAGGCACGCAAUGCAUGCAUGCAGGGUUGGAGGGCGGGUGAGCGAGCAUUGCUGAGAUUGAAGGACCGUUCAUGGCUGCACAGCGGAACUGCAUCCGACCCGAGCAUGACGCGAGCGUGGUCGAUUUGGAAUCGGUCGCGUGAGGGAUCAGGAGUCGAGUUGGGCACCGCGUGGUACAGGCCGGGUAGCUAGCUUCAGCAAUGUAUAACAAACAAUACAACCCAGUCUCCCAGAAUUGAUCGAGUGCUCCUGCGAGA